Messenger RNA from Trematomus bernacchii (emerald rockcod), 2589 nucleotides. RefSeq names its product DEAD (Asp-Glu-Ala-Asp) box polypeptide 28 (gene ddx28). Gene Ontology annotation, cellular component: mitochondrion. Gene Ontology annotation, molecular function: ATP binding; nucleic acid binding; RNA helicase activity. The record is from RefSeq and is a predicted model, not a curated record. The transcript has a single exon. Gene Ontology annotation, biological process: mitochondrial large ribosomal subunit assembly. Bases 200 to 1894 code for a protein of 564 amino acids. Lineage: Eukaryota; Metazoa; Chordata; Actinopteri; Perciformes; Nototheniidae.
UCGCCAACAAAGCAUGGCGUUGUGUUGCUGUCAUUUGAAAGAGGAUGCUAACAAAUCUACGGUGUUUUUGAACAUGUGAAGUGACUCCAUAAGAUUCCCAAUUCGCUAAACUGGUCUCGUUUUCUUGGUCUAGUAUUUUCUUUGCGUUGUAAUUCUUGUCACGGGACUCUAAGCUGCUAUAGAGCCGGUUAAAAACAAAAUGCUCUCUGUGAAGGUCGCAUAUUUGGCUUCGGCUGCGUCCCGAGCAAUCUCAAAUAGAGUCAACUCUCGUAAGUUUGUUAUUGUGUCGGCGUACUCUUGCCUUCAUUGUCCUGUUAGCCAGACUCGCUUUUAUCAAUCAGUAGCUGCGCCGGAAGAGACUGUUAUUCGGAUCCCUCGCUCCAUGCAGAAGCAAGUGGAAAAUGUGAAGCAGACUCGAGGUAAAAACAAGAUCAACACCGUCAGAGCUGGCAAGCUGCUGAUCCAGAGCAAGUACCCGGAUCUGAACCAGACUGGAGCAUACACUCUCGGGAGGUUCGAGCAGCCCGUCCUCUCCUCGAAAGGAUGGAAACACAACAAAUCAUUUGGGGACUAUUUCACCAUCAACAACAUGAGGACGGUGGCCCCUUGUGUUGCUGAAAACCAGAAUGAAGAAGUUGAAAAGGAAGCAGCUGUGACGUUUAAUAACCUCCACAUCUGUAAGGAGCUGGUUGAGACUUUGGAGAAAAUCGGCAUUACCAACCCUACCACCGUGCAGCUGCAGACCAUCCCAAAGGUCAUGAAAGGUCACAAUAUUCUCUGUGCUGCGGAGACUGGCAGUGGGAAAACCUUGAGUUACCUCCUGCCUAUUAUUCAGAGGCUAAAGGCUGAUAAGGAAUCGGAGAUGUACGCUCAAGGCGCACACAAGAUUGGUGCUGUGGUUAUUGUGCCUUCUAGAGAGUUAGCAGAGCAGGUGGCCGCUGUGUCCAGGGGUUUGUGUGCUCAGUUAGGUUUACGGACGAUGACUGUGGGGGGUGGGCGAGGUGUAGGACACAUCAAGGAGGUCUUCAAGAAGGAUCAUCCGGAUAUUUUAGUGGCCACACCAGGGGCUCUGGUGAAGGCCCUGCGGAGACGCUGCAUUGACUUGACCGACCUGAGCUUCUUCGUGGUAGACGAGGCUGACACCAUGUUCGACCCCAGUUUUUCUGACAUGCUGGAGAACAUCCUUGUCAAAACAAACAUCUCUAGUGAUCCCAAGGAAACAAAAGGCCUGGACCAUAAAGCCCAGCUGCUGGUGGUGGGGGCCACCUUCCCUGGGGGUGUGGGUGAAGUGCUCAGCAAGGUGACAGAUCUUGGCAGCAUGGUUGUUAUCAAAAGCAAGAUGCUGCACUUCCUCAUGCCUCAUGUCAAGCAGAAGUUUCUGAAGUUGAAGGGUGCUGAUAAGAUCCUGGAGCUCAACCAGGCCCUGAAGCUCCAACAGGAAGAAGGAGGCGGUGCUGCACUGGUGUUCUGCAACAAGAGUGUCACCGUCAACUGGCUGGGGUACUCGCUGGACGAGAUGGGGGUGAAGCACGCCCGUCUGCAUGGCAACAUGCCUGCUGCCAUGCGGGCAGGAAUCUUCCGCUCUUUCCAGAAGGGCAGUGCAGAUGUGCUGGUAUGCACAGACAUCGCUUCACGUGGCCUGGACACAUCUCGAGUGCGAUUGGUCGUCAACUAUGACUCCCCAGAAUCCCACACGGACUACAUUCACAGGGCAGGGAGAGUGGGGAGGGCAGGAGGGAUGGAGGGAGGGGAGGUGCUCACCUUUGUCACGCAUAUGUGGGACGUGGAGCUGGUGCAGAAGAUCGAGACUGCUGCACGAAGGAGAACUAGUUUGCCAGGGAUGGAGUCUGAGAUACGUGAGCCGAAACCCAAAGAGAGUAGUACAGAGGAGUAGAUGAGUAUGUUUUCAGAUGGAAAAGCCUCCAGUGGGACAUUGUAUGUGUAGUAUUGGAAUGACAAAGUCUAAAUGUGCAAAACAUUUUAAGCAGAAUACAAUUUGAUCUAAACUUAAAAUAACAUAAAAUAAAUUGUACCUAUUAAUGGGGAUAUGGAAGAGACCCAGUGUGUGCGUUAUUUAUCAAUUUACUCUUGUCCUAGUUUGAAAAAAUAUUUUGCCAUAGCCGAUUAAAAUAUGAUGUAAAUGUUUGUUUUCUGCAAAUUAAUCUGCUCAUCAGUUGCUUAUUUGGAUUUAAUAUACUUCUUACAAUGUUUCCAAUCAACUGAUGCACUUAUUUUGUUUGUGUUAUUUUUAUUGAUUUUGUUUUGUAAAAAUGUUUAAACUUAUAAGUAAAAAUAGCUUUGAAUAUUUGUUUCACUUUGUUUCUUUUACCUCAACUAUUGAUUAGAGCCAUUUGGAAAACAGGUGAGCUUUGAACAAUGUACUGGUCAUUUUCUUUCUCCAUUAGCAACAUAUUUCUUUCCUUAGAACUACUGAAAACAGAGUUGACCCGGUUGGUGAGUGUAAAUGAUUGCCAACUGUGCAACAAAGUAAAGUUCUUCAAAUACAACCUGUUGGCUUUUUCGCCACACCUAACCAAAUACCAUCCAGGGUGUGUUAUUAAAAUGAGCAACAGUGUAGUGAACAUUGCA